This is a messenger RNA of Penicillium salamii, 2520 nucleotides long. NCBI's taxonomy places the organism in Eukaryota, Fungi, Ascomycota, Eurotiomycetes, Eurotiales, Aspergillaceae. The record is from the annotation of a GenBank genome assembly.
AUGGGUUCCCACGCUGCACCCGACAUCGAUGCGAUUCUCGGUCAGUUGACACUGGAAGAGAAAAUAUCCCUGUUGGCCGGGAAAAACUUUUGGGAAACGGUGGACAUUCCUGAGAAGGGUGUCCCCUCAGUGAAGGUAUCUGACGGUCCCAAUGGUGCUCGAGGGGCCACUUUCAAAAAUGGCCCAACCGCUGCGUGUUUCCCAGCGUCGUGUUUAUUAGCAUCCACUUGGGAUUUGGACGCCGCAAGGGAAAUUGGAAACGCAUUGGCCGAGGAGACCCAGUCGAAGGGUGCUAGAGCUUUGUUGGCACCAACAGUCUGCCCCCAUCGCCAUCCUCUUGGUGGUCGCAAUUUUGAGUCUUUCUCCGAGGACCCGUUGCUAGCCGGUAAAAUGGCAGCACAGUACAUCAACGGUCUACAGGAGAAAGGCGUUGCAGCAACGAUCAAACACUUUGCUGCGAAUGAGCAAGAAACCUGCCGUUUUACGGUCAAUGCCCACAUCGCCGAACGGGCUCUUCGUGAAAUUUAUCUCAAGCCCUUUGAGAUUGCUAUCAAAGAGGCCAACCCCAUGGCAGUUAUGACUUCUUACAACAUCCUCAAUGGCGACCAUGCCGACUCAAGCACUUACCUGCUGAAGGAUGUGCUCCGUGGCCAAUGGGGAUGGAAUGGUCUGGUGAUGAGUGACUGGGGUGGCACAAAUUCGACUGCUGGCUCUCUUGAGGCGGGACUUGAUCUUGAAAUGCCCGGUCCUACGAAAUGGCGGACGGCAGAGGCAGUCACUGAAGCUAUCAAGACUGGAAAGGUCUCGGAAGAGACCAUCAAUGCUCGCGCCCGUAACGUGCUUGAGUUCAUGGCAAAGCUGAGAUGCUUUGAGGAUCCAUCUAUCCCCGAAGAGAGGUCCAUCAACAAGCCAGAGCACCAGAAGCUCAUCCGCUCAGUUGGUAGCCAAGGCUUGGUUCUUCUGAAGAACGAGGGCGCGAUUCUUCCCCUAAGAAAGGAGAAACUUGCCAAGAAGAAGGUUGCUCUGCUAGGCUUUGCGAAGCAGGGUCUGAUUCAUGGCGGAGGCAGUGCAUCUGUCAAUGCCCAUUACCGAGUCACGGCCGAGGAAGGUCUUCGUGCUGCCCUCGGUGAUGAUAUCGACUUUGAAUACGCCCAAGGCGCCCACACCUUCCGUCAACUGCCUUUGAUGGACAAGAUGGUCAUUGAUCGAGACGGUCAGCCCGGCUGGACUCUAGACCUUUUCUUGAAUGAAGAUGCUUCGGGAGAGCCUGCUUCAUCUCAACACUCCGAUGUGCCCACUUACAUGCCUCUCUUUGUUAAGGAGGCAUGGGGUAGCCUCAGGGCAACUACUCAGUUUACACCCACGCAAAGCGGCCACCAUUAUCUUGGUCUGUCAGGACUGGGGCGCUCACAAAUUCUUAUCAAUGGUGAAAUAGUCUAUGAGCAGAAAGGCAAUUGUCCCGACUCAAUGGCCUUCCUCUUGGGAGGAGUGAAGGAGCCGGAAAUCACCUGGGAGUUUGAAGCGGGCAAAACCUACACCGUGGAGGUUACCACCCUUAAGCCAUCCAAGAGCGGCGGUGUUGCUCUUCUUGAUGGAUACAUUGGAUUCCGUGCCGGUUUUAUGGCCGAGGAAGAACACAACAGAGAUCUCCUCUCUGAGGCGGUGGAAGUUGCAAAGCGUUCAGAUCUCGCCAUCGUUUUCACCGGUCACACACCAGACUGGGAGACCGAAGGACAGGAUCAGAUCAGCUUCAAUCUCCCGAGCAACGGCUCGCAAGAUCGACUUGUGGCCGCUGUCAGCUCUGUAAACAAUGAUACUAUUGUUGUCAACUGCACUGGUGUGGCCAUUGACAUGCCCUGGCUCGACAGUGUCAAGGCAGUUGUCCAAGCCUGGUUCCCCGGCCAGGAAGCCGGAAACGCAAUUGCAGAUGUCCUGACUGGAGCCGUCAACCCCUCUGGUCGUUUACCAGUCUCAUUCCCGCGUCGACUUGAAGAUGCCCCCGCCCAUGGCAAUUUCCCAGGUGAAUAUAUUGAAGGACAGCUUAAUGUCACGUACGAAGAAGGCAUCUUUGUGGGAUACCGACACUAUGACCGGUCUGAAAAGCACCGCUCCCAAGUGCUUUUCCCCUUCGGUUAUGGCCUCUCCUAUACCACUUUCGCUCAUGCCGAUCCUGAAGUCUCACUUUCUGACGAUGGUCAGGGCAUCAAAGCCACGAUUAACGUGACAAAUACCGGCUUGUGCGCCGGUGCCGACGUUGUCCAAGUCUAUGCGGGAGCUAAGCUAGCGUCCAGCGAGAACCCUAUCAAGGAACUGGUGGGCUUCUCCAAGGUUUGGCUUGAGCCGAAUGAAAGCAAGCCUGUCUCCGUCAACUUCAGCACUCGCCAACUUGCACACUUUAGCGAGAAGACCGAGAAGUGGGAACUGGAGGAGGGCGUGUAUGAGGUUUCUCUUGGCCGGUCUGUUCAUGAUAUCAUUGGCAAAUUGGCUGUGUCUGUUGGUGCUCAAUCUUACAAGCUUUGA